AUAUUAGAAUAGAAUAGACAUGAAUGGAUUGCAUCGCUCUCAUGUGUUACCGAUGCAGAAAGUGGGGGCGUGGCUCCACCUAAAAUAAGGCUCAGCCUCCUUAUGCGGAUUGGCCAGACCUGCCCUGUUCUAGAACCGGGAAGUUUAUGGCAAGUCCGCCCUCCCGCGAGUCUCAAUACAUAACUGUCUCUUUGUACGUUACACGAGAGGAGUAGACUGAGUAGUGUGCGCUAGUUUGAGCCGUCCUCUUUCGGAACUGUUGGUGACAUUCAGUAAUGAAGGGAACUUGUCAUAGACUCCAAGGGUAAAAUUUGGGAGUCAUUAUUUCAAGCGCAUUUACCCAAACGUCCAGGUUCUCUCCAAGGACUGUCCACCCGGGAUGUUCGACCUAACGAAGGAAUGGAAUCUGUCGUUUGCCGGCUGCGGGUUCCUGGGGAUCUAUCACAUCGGAGUGGCCAGCUGCCUGUUGGAACAAGCGCCUUAUCUCAUCAAAGGUGCCACCAAGAUCUACGGGGCUUCGGCCGGUGCCCUAACCGCCUCGGUGCUCGCCAGCCAGGCAUCCAUAGCUAAGUGCUGUGAGGAUGUGAUCGAGACAGUCAAGGAGGCCCGGAAGCGUAACCUGGGUCCCCUCCACCCCUCCUUCAACCUGGUCAAGGUCAUCAGGUCGGGCCUGGAGCGCGACCUGCCCGCCGACGCGCACACACUCGCCUCCGGGAGGCUGUGUGUGUCACUCACUCGCGUGUCUGAUGGACAAAACGUCAUCGUGUCCGAGUUCAAGUCCAAGGAGGAGCUCAUCCAGGCACUGCUGUGUAGCUGUUUCAUCCCCAUAUACUGUGGCCUGAUCCCUCCAUCCUUCCAAGGAGUGCGUUACGUGGAUGGGGGAAUCAGUGACAACCUUCCUCAGUCAGAGCUGAAGAACACCAUCAGCAUCUCUCCGUUCUCCGGCGAGAGCGACAUCUGUCCCCGGGACACCUCUUUCAACUUCCACGAGCUUCGUUUCACCAACACCUCCAUCCAGAUGAACCUGGACAAUAUGUACCGCCUCAGCAAUGCCCUGUUCCCCCCAGAACCCAAGGUCAUGGCAGAGAUAUGUCAGAGUGGCUACAAGGACGCCCUUCGCUUUCUUGAGGAGAACCAUAUGCUGAAGCUGAAGAGUCCGACUGCCGGCCCCAGCCUAUCAGAAGCCACACACACCUGCUGCUGCAAGCCCAUCGCCACGGAAACCACUAAGGACUGGAUGCUCCGCCGGCUCCGCCUCCUGAGGAAGCGGCACUGGUGGCUGGACGAGCAGAUUGUUGACAACCUGCCAACCCAAAUCAAAAAAGUGUUUUGUGAGGCGUGCCAGCAGAAGCCUGGUCUGUAUGCUCAGGUGUCCGAGAUGCUGCCGGUCAGAGUGGCCUCCUACAUGCUCCUGCCCUGCACACUACCUGUGGUAUCAGCCUACUCAGUGGGCAAGAGGUUUGUGGAGUGGAUCCCAGAGGUGCCUGCAGAUAUGCGUUGGCUAGCUGGGGUGGCUGGGGAUGUGGCUGGGAGCGUGUACAGACAGACCCGGAGAGGAGCACCAGCAGACAUAACCAGUGAUGGUUCCCUGAGGAAUUGCAUGAGCCUGCCCCUACCCCUGGACAGUGACGGACCCAGGGAGAGAGACUGUCACCUCUCCGGGUUCGCUCUCUCUGCUCUUGACCUCCAAAGCCAAUACUGGAACAUCCCCACCGCCCCCUCUUCCCGCCGCCCCACCAGCCCCCUCAUGCCCAGCCCCUCCCCACGACAGAUCUGCUUCUUUGUUGGCUCGCAGGACGAGACUGACUGACAGUCCCAUCCACCAAUGAGAGGACACUUUGACUUUGUUUUAAAAGAUGAUAGGACAGUCCAGCUCAAGAUCCCUCCCACAGGGCCUGUCUAUAGGCUAUAGGAACUGGGAUGGACAAAGGAUGGUCAUGUGAUUGAAUAGCUUUGGGAUCCAGAACUGUUGCUAUAGACACACAAUUUUUUUUAAUUUUUUUUAUUUCACCUUUAUUUAACCAGGUAGGCUAGUUGAGAACAAGUUCUCAUUUGCAACUGCGACCUGGCCAAGAUAAAGCAUAGCAGUGUGAGCAGACAACACAGAGUUACACAUGGAGUAAACAAUUAACAAGUCAAUAACACAGUACAAAACAUAGGGGGAGUCUAUAUACAAUGUGUGCAAAAGGCAUGAGGAGGUAGGCGAAUAAUUACAAUUUUGCAGAUUAACACUGGAGUGAUAAAUGAUCAGAUGGUCAUGUACAGGUAGAGAUAUUGGUGUGCAAAAGAGCAGAAAAGUAAAUAAAUAAAAACAGUAUGGGGAUGAGGUAGGUGAAAAUGGGUGGGCUAUUUACCAAUAGACUAUGUACAGCUGCAGCGAUCGGUUAGCUGCUCAGAUAGCUGAUGUUUGAAGUUGGUGAGGGAGAUAAAAGUCUCCAACUUCAGCGAUUUUUGCAAUUCGUUCCAGUCACAGGCAGCAGAGUACUGGAACGAAAGGCGGCCAAAUGAGGUGUUGGCUUUAGGGAUGAUCAGUGAGAUACACCUGCUGGAGCGCGUGCUACGGGUGGGUGUUGCCAUCGUGACCAGUGAACUGAGAUAAGGCGGAGCUUUACCUAGCAUGGACUUGUAGAUGAAAGUCUUUUCAUGUCUUUUGAUCACUCUAACAAUCAUAUUUUAUUCUACAGUACACAUUGUAGAACAAUUUACCAGCUCACCACCAAAGACCUCUGAAAAUGAAUAAUUUUUUGAAAUUAUACAUUUUAUAAAUAACUAUGUCUAGUUUUUCCAGAUUACUUGUUGUCACUACAACUAUACCUACCUACUUACAGUACCUACCUACCAGAGGAGGCUGGUGGAAGGAGCUAUAGGAUGACUGGCUCAUGGCUGGAAUAGAAUAAAUGGAACGGUAUCAACCACAUCAAACAGGGGCGGCAGGUAGCCUAGUGGUUAGAAUGUUGGGCCAGUAACCGAAAGGAUGCUGGAUUGAAUCCCUGAGCUGACAAGGUCAAAAUCUGUUGUUCUGCCCAUGAAAAAGGCAGUUAACCCACUGCUCCCCGGUAGGCUGUCAUUGUAAAUAAUAAUAUUUUCUUAACUGACUUUCCUAGUUAAAAUAAAAAACAUGGAAACC
This is a messenger RNA of Oncorhynchus kisutch (coho salmon), 3127 nucleotides long. RefSeq names its product patatin-like phospholipase domain containing 3 (gene pnpla3). The transcript has 9 exons. Bases 380 to 1810 code for a protein of 476 amino acids. NCBI's taxonomy places the organism in Eukaryota, Metazoa, Chordata, Actinopteri, Salmoniformes, Salmonidae. Gene Ontology annotation, biological process: positive regulation of triglyceride catabolic process; triglyceride catabolic process; lipid homeostasis. Gene Ontology annotation, cellular component: cytoplasm; lipid droplet; membrane. Gene Ontology annotation, molecular function: triacylglycerol lipase activity. The record is from RefSeq and is a predicted model, not a curated record.